UGUCAAGACUGUGGUCACAUGACUCACUUCCUGCAUAAACAAAGCUUGCCUGGGCUUCGUUCUGCUACUGGUGCUGGACGGCAAGAAUCCUUUCAAAAUGGCGCAAGCUGGGGUUUUCCUGGAGCAUGACCAGUUCAACUGUUCUAUAUGCCUGGAUGUCUUAAAGGACCCCGUGACUAUUCCAUGUGGACACAGCUACUGUAAAGGCUGCAUUAAAGGCUACUGGGACCAGGACGACUAUCUGGGGAUCUACGGCUGUCCUCAAUGCAGGCAGAGCUUCGCUCCCAGACCUUUGCUGGGCAGGAACACGAUGCUGGCUGAUGUGGUGGAGAAACUGAAGAAGACAGGACUGCAUGCUGGGCCGACCCCGUCCGAUCCCACCCAAGCUGAACCCGGGGAUGUUCAGUGUGAUGUGUGCUCUGGGAAGAAAAACAAAGCCUUUAAAUCCUGCCUGGUCUGUCUGGCGUCUUACUGCGAGACUCACCUUCAACCUCACUUCGAGUCUCCUGCCUUCCAGAAACACAAGCUGGUUUCUCCUUCGAAGAAGAUACAGGAACAGCUCUGCUCUCGGCAUGAUCGACUUCUAGAGGUGUUUUGCCGCACAGAUCAGCAGUGUAUUUGUUACCUUUGUUUGACGGAUGAACACAAAGGACAUGACACUGUUCUAGCUACAGCCGAGAUGAAUGAGAAAAAGAAUGCUCUGGCGGAGAUGCAGGUGGUUUCCCAGCAGAGGAUUCAGGAGAGAGAGAAGGAGCUGGCAGACCUGAGACAGGCUGCACAGAAACUCACUCUCUCCGCACAGUCAGCCCUUGAGGAGAGUGAGCGCAUCUUCACAGAGCUGGUGUGCUCUAUAGAGCGACGGCGCGCUGAAGUGAAGGAGCUGAUCCGGGGUCAGGAGAGGGCGGCAGUGAGCCAGGCUGAAGCACUUCUUCAACAACUGGAGCAGGAGAUAACAGAGCUGAAGAAAAGACACCGUGAAUUAGGAGAGCUCUCGCAAACAGAGGACCAUAUCGCCUUCCUUCAGAACUGCAAGUCUCUGUGUGCUCAGCCGGUUCCUGUAGACUUGCCAAACAUUACCUGUGACCCAAACUUUGGAACUGUGAUGGCGGUGGUGACGGAGUUUCAGGCUCUUCUCGAGGACGUCUGUCAGGGCGGAUUUGUCAAUAUCUCAGAGAAAGUGAGUGAUGUUAUUAUUAUUCAGAGCACUAAACCAAAGACAGAUUCAGACUCAAAUGAAGCUUUAGCACCGUUGUUUGGCCAGCCUGUACAGAUCCCUUUCACCGUCAGCGUCCCGACAAUUGGUGUGUUUCCAUUCUCGUCAUUUGGAUCGAGAACACAAGGUCCUCGUCAGAGACUACAGCCACGUAGGAGACGAAGGUAGCCUUAAGUGUGGCCUGAGUAUAAUUCAUUGAAGAGGCCAAAGUCGGUUUGACAGAGUGGUUUGGAAUAUGUACAUUUUCAUGGUAAAAAAUGUAAAGCUAUAUUAACCACAAACUCUUAUUACUAAAUAAGACGGAAAUGUAAAUGCAGAUGCGUUUCAGUGUCUACUGUCCAAGUCUCAAUGGUAUAAACUUUAAACUUACAGAAUGUUAAACUGUAUAUCUUAUAAUUACAGAUGUGCUUGGAGUGAAAGUUAGAAUAUUGUGUGUUCCAAACUUUUAUAGAGGCCAAAUUAUGCUCUUUUACAAAGUCUUGAUUGACUUUUUCAUGCUUAAUUUUCACAUAUUUGAUGUUGUUGUUGCAGCACCUCUCUUCCCAGUCUGUCAGUAACGCUCUGUUUAAUUCCUGUCUGUAUAAAGCCCCUCCUUCUGAAAAGCACAAUGUGCUCUGAUUGGUCGGCUUGACCAGUGUGUAGUGAUUGGUCAAGUGUCCUGCUCUUUUCCAAAACAGUGAGUUUUAACACACUAAUAACUAAUUCAACCAGGCCUCAUCCAUUUAUUCUGCGUAUGCCGCCUUGGGUGGGAAUUAUUUGAAUGAGUAAUAUAGUGACGUGUUCGUUCAGAAACAGUGACACUGAUAUUACAGCAACAUUACAGAUCAAAGAAAGUUGAGCAUGUAAAAAAGCAUAAUUGGUCCACUUUAAACUAAUUAUUACUUGUUGACUAAGCUAUGAUUAUAUUAUUUUCUUAAGUAUUAAUCAAACACAUUAUAUAGUGUGCUAUAUUGGUGUAAUUUAUCAGUGUUUAUCAACUGAUGACGUCUAUAUUCAUAGAAGUGUUAUUUUAGCUUCAUACGUCUGAACGGUAUUUGUGUGUAUUAAACAUUGUUUAAUUGCAAGUAUUUUUAAAAUUAUGGAACAAAAAAUCAUACAAAAUAAAGUUUUUACAAGUA
Pimephales promelas (fathead minnow) is the source of this 2331-nucleotide messenger RNA. It is a transcript of the gene ftr67, whose product is annotated as finTRIM family, member 67. NCBI's taxonomy places the organism in Eukaryota, Metazoa, Chordata, Actinopteri, Cypriniformes, Leuciscidae. The record is from RefSeq and is a predicted model, not a curated record. Gene Ontology annotation, molecular function: zinc ion binding.